AUGAUCACAGACAAGAGCGAUUCGGACGAUGAACGGAAACAUUUGGCAGUUAGGGAUUUAAAACCUGGUGCAGGUCGCCUCAUCAUCCAAGACAAUGUGAUCCGUUUCGAACACGUCCCAUUGGUAACUCCCAACGGUGACGUCCUCAUUGAUGAUCUUAACCUUGUGGUGCCAUCGGGAACGAACGUGCUCGUUUGCGGUCCAAAUGGAUGCGGAAAGAGCUCAUUGUUCCGAGUUUUGGGAGAAUUAUGGCCAUUGUUUGGUGGAACUCUCACAAAGCCAGCAAAGGGAAAAUUAUUCUAUGUUCCGCAGAGACCUUACAUGACUUUGGGAACCCUGAGAGAUCAAGUGAUCUAUCCGGAUCGAUCCAUGGAUAUGUUGAAGAAAGGAUACACCGACAAAGACCUUGAGGAGAUGUUGGCACAU
Molecule: messenger RNA, 426 nt
Organism: Cylicostephanus goldi
Lineage: Eukaryota; Metazoa; Nematoda; Chromadorea; Rhabditida; Strongylidae
Source: the annotation of a GenBank genome assembly